AUGCCAAUGCCAUCCAAAGACAUCGGCGCUGCUGCCGAGAAAGCAGAGCAAGGUGUCAUGCAAUAUGCUUAUGCUUAUGGGCUGAAUCCCGUCCCUCCAGCCCUAACAGCAUGUCUCAUCGCGGCCCAACACAUGCGACCUUUCCAGACCCUACCAGUACUCUUUGCUCCUGUCCUCCUCUUCAGCUCAUAUCUCAACGUCAACGGCUACAAAAAGGAUGCGGCGGGUGUCACUUCAGCGUGGUCGGCGGCCUAUAUGCUGCUGGCGAUGAGGAGACGACAGCAGUUCUCAAGCAGAUUUGGCGCACGAGGGCUGACCAGAGGGGCUACGUUGGCACUUUGUGGAGUGAAUGUCGUCAGUGGCGGGUUAGCCUAUGCUUUUAGUAAGAGGGAGGAGGCGUGA
Messenger RNA from Recurvomyces mirabilis, 402 nucleotides. RefSeq lists its product as uncharacterized. NCBI's taxonomy places the organism in Eukaryota, Fungi, Ascomycota, Dothideomycetes, Mycosphaerellales, Teratosphaeriaceae. The coding region runs from base 1 to 402 and encodes 133 amino acids. The record is from RefSeq and is a predicted model, not a curated record. The transcript has 2 exons.